Molecule: messenger RNA, 3234 nt
Organism: Pipistrellus nathusii (Nathusius's pipistrelle)
Lineage: Eukaryota; Metazoa; Chordata; Mammalia; Chiroptera; Vespertilionidae
Source: the annotation of a GenBank genome assembly
AUGGAGGACUUCAUCGUGAUCUCGGACGACAGCGGCUCCGAGAGCUCGGAGGGCGCCCGCUCGGGCCGGGCGCGGAGGCUCCGCCGGGCCCUGUCCCGGACCCCGGGCGCCCUGCCCCGCCGGACCGUGGACUUCAUUGACUUAACCAGAGAAACCAGACCGAGGCCAAAGGAUCGCAGUGCCAUCUGUGUGAUUGACCUGACAAGAACGGAGGAGGAAAACAGACCUAUUGCCACUCUUGACUUGACUCUGGAACCCGUUGCUCCCUCCCAGAAGGAGUCAGCCAAUCCUCAGACAUGUGCCAGCCUCCCCGGCAAAGAGGCGACGGAAGGGCGGGCGGACAGGAGCUCGUGGCCCGCAGCGCGGAGGAUCAUUAACAGCGACCCUGUGGAUUUGGACCUUUUGGAGGAAUCCGCAUUUGCAGGCUCCCAACCCCCUGCAUCCAUCCGCGGGGCCCCUGUGUGCCCGGCACAGCCGAACUGCAGCUCAGCCGCCUUCAAAGAUGACUUGAGCUUCUUGUCCAGCCUAGAUGUUCACUCCCUCUCCCCAGUAAGCAAUAAUGGCAGCAGCCGUCAAAGGCUGCCCUUGCCAUGCCCUCAGCAGGAUGUCCCUUGCCCACCACAAGCCUUGCCAUGCCCAUUGCAAUCCUUGCCAUGUCCACCACGAGCCUCCUCCUGCCCACCACGAGCCUUGUCGUGCCCAUCACAACCUGCGCAGUGCCAACUACAAGCUUUGCCUAACCUGCCUCAAGAAAUGCCAUGCCUUCAGAAUAUGUCAUGCUCUCAGCAAAGUAUGACAAGCCCACCUCAGGACUCCUGGCAUCCUCAGCACUUACCAUGCCCACCUCAGGACUCCUGGCAUCCUCAGCACUUACCAUGCCCACCUCAGGACUCAACAUGGCAUCCUCAGCACUCACCGGGCCAACCUCAAAACUCAACAUGGCAUCCUCAGCACUCACCGGGCCAACCUCAAAACUCAUCAUUGCAUCCUCAGCACUCACCAGGCCCAUCACAAGACUCUCUCUGCCCGUCUCAAGACUCUCUGGGCCUACCUCAAGGUGUACCUGGCCCACCUCAGAACAUAUCCUGUCCACAAGAAGUGGCACAUCUGCAAGACAUGCCACCGGCACUGGGAGAUAUGCCCCAGUCAGGAGACAUGUCACAGUCAUUGCGAGAUGUUCCAUGGUCACCAAGAGAUGCACCACAGACCCCAAGCUAUGCACCACAAUCACCGAGAGAUACACCGCUGCCACCAAGAGAUACACUGCCAUCACCAAGAGAUGCACCACAGACACCAAGCUAUGUACCGCAAUCACCAAGAGAUACAAUGCGGUCACCGAGAGAUACACCACGGUCACCGAGAGAUACACCGCGGUCACCAAGAGAUACACUGAGGUCGCCCAGAGAUGCACCGCAGACACCAAGUUAUGUACCGCAGUCACCACGAGAUACACUGUGGUCACCAAGAAAUGCACCACAAUCACCAAGAUGUGCACCCCAGUCACCAACAGGUGUGCCACAGUCACCAAGAGAUACACCGCAGUCACCAAGAUGUGCAUCACAGUCUCCAAGAGAUAUGCCACACUUAACUGCAGAAGUCUCACAUUUACCGGAUGUGCUACAUUCACCUGGAGACAUGCCACCCUUGCUAGAAAACAGGCCUGACUCUAUCCCAAAUGAUGUACAGAACCAUGACACUCCUAUGGAUGUCUCAGGUCCAUCUUCUCCAAGCUGCUCUCUCAGCCCACAGUCUCCACAGUCUAAAACUUCCUUAGAGAAAAUUCCCUGGCUCUCUGUCACAGAAACUCCAGCCAGAAAGGGGAUGUCAAUGUCAGAGCCUGCCAACCCCGGGUCUGCCCACAUACAAGCACGAUCACCAGCAGGCGUGUUGUACAACAGACCAUGCCUGCAUAGACUGAAGUACUUCUUACGACCUCCGGUGCAUCACCUCUUCUUCCAGACACUAAUACCCGAUAAAGACGUGAGAGAGAACAGGGGCCAAAAACUAGAACCCAUACCCCAUCGAAGACUAAGGAUGGUAACAAACACCAUUGAAGAAAAUUUCCCCCUGGGGACGGUGCAGUUUCUGAUGGACUUCGUGUCCCCCCAGCACUACCCACCCAGAGAAAUCGUGGCGCACAUCAUCCAGAAAAUCCUGCUCAGCGGCUCUGAGGCCGUGGAUGUUCUGAAGGAGGCCUACAUGCUCCUCAUGAAAAUUCAACAGCUCCAUCCAGCUAAUGCCAAGACAGUGGAGUGGGACUGGAAGCUGCUCACGUACGUCAUGGAGGAAGAGGGACAGCAUCUGCCUGGGCGCGUCCUCUUCCUGCGCUACGUGGUGCAGACGCUGGAGGACGACUUCCAGCACACCCUGCGGAAGCAGCGGCAGCACCUGCAGCAGUCCAUCGCCAGCAUGGUGCUGUCCUGCGACAAGCAGCCCCACAACGUCAGAGAUGUGAUCAAGUGGCUGGUUAAAGCGGUGACCGAAGGCGCGUCACCUCAGCCCCCAAAUGGGAGUCUCCCCGGCCCGGGAACAGGCACCGCGAAGGCCGGCGGCAGCCACGCGCCUCCCCCGCCUGCUCUGACGAAGAACGCCACGCCGGUGAUCGUGUGCCAGCUGCAGAGGAUGCUGUCCAUCGCCGUGGAGGUGGACAGGACCCCCACCUGCAGCUCCAAUAAGAUUGCCGAGAUGAUGUUUGGGUUUGUGCUGGACAUUCCCGAGAGGAGUCAGAGAGAGAUGUUCUUCACCACCAUGGAGAGCCACCUUCUGCGCUGCAAAGUGCUGGAGAUCAUCUUCCUGCACAGCUGCGAGACGCCCACCCGCCUGCCCCUGUCCCUGGCCCAGGCCCUGUACUUCCUGAACCACUCCAGGUCGCUGCUCAAGUGCCAGUCGGACAAAACCCAGUGGCAGAUGUGGGAUGAGCUGGUGGAGCACCUGCAGUUCCUGUUAUCCAGCUACCAGCACGUUCUCAGAGAGCACUUACGGAGUUCGGUGAUCGAUCGGAAAGACUUAAUCAUCAAAAGGAUUAAGCCCAAGCCCCAGCAAGGCGACGACAUCACAGUGGUGGACGUGGAGAAGCAGAUCGCGGCCUUCCGCAGCCGCCUGGUGCAGAUGCUGGGCGAGCCGCUGGUCCCCCAGCUCCGAGACAAAGUGCACUUGCUGAAGCUGCUGCUCUUCUACGCUGCGGACCUGAACCCCGACGCAGAGCCCUCCCCCCAGCACUGGGGCAGCCGCUGA